CCGGUCUCGCGACGGCAGUCGGCGGCCUCGUCGUCUACCUGCCCGAGUCGCUCCAUGGCGGGCGUGAGGCGACGCUUGCCUGUGCCCUGGCCGCGUCGGGCGGCGUCAUGCUCUACAUCUCGUUCGUCGACAUCUUUGCGGAGGCGCAAGAGGCAAUCGAGGACGCGGGCUACGAGCGCGGCGAGGCGCACUCCCUGACGGCGCUCUCCUUCUUCCUCGGCGUCGCCCUCUGCGUCGCCCUGGACAAACUUGUCCACCACCUGUACCAUCGCGCCGGGGCGGUGGAGCUCACCGAGCACCUCCCCUCCCUGCAAGAGCGGCCUAUGCACCAACUGCAGCCAGACGAGGGCGGCGGCGCCGCCGCGCCGGCCGCGCCGGCCGCGCCGGCCGCGCCGCCCUCCACCGCCUCCGCCGCUGAGAAGGCUCGGCUCGGCAAGAUGGGCGCGCUGACGUCGGUUGCCAUCGCGCUGCACAACUUCCCUGAGGGGCUGGCGGUCUUCAUGGGCACCCUCGCCGACCCGUCCCUCGGCACCGCCAUCGCCAUCGCGGUGGCACUGCACAACAUGCCCGAGGGCGUGUGCGUCGCGGUGCCAAUCUACCACUCCAGCGGCUCCAAGGCGCGCGGCUUCGUGUACGCGCUGCUCUCGGGGCUGACCGAGCCGAUCGGCGGGCUGCUCGGCUAUGCCGUCCUCGAGCCCUUCUUCACCGACCUCGUGUUCGGCGUCCUCUUCGCGCUCGUCGGCGGCAUCAUGGUCUUCAUCGUGCUGCACGAGCUGCUACCCACCGCCCACCGCUACCUGCCGGACCGGUCGGGCAAGGUGACGGCGUAUACAUUCGCCGGCAUGGCCUUCAUGGCCCUCUCCAUCGUCCUCCUCGAGCUGGGCGAGGGGCACGAGCACUAGCUCGAGUUCUCUCUCGCCCACUCUCUCUCUGGUGUCUCUACUCCGGAAAAAACCGUGCGCGGACGAGCGAACAAAGCACAGCUCGGUUCAGAUGUCCCCCCGUAGUUAGGGUUUUUUUUCGGAUUCCGCAUUCGGCA
Molecule: messenger RNA, 1039 nt
Organism: Emiliania huxleyi CCMP1516
Lineage: Eukaryota; Haptophyta; Isochrysidales; Noelaerhabdaceae
Exons: 5
Coding region: 108-902 (264 amino acids)
Biological process (GO): zinc ion transmembrane transport
Cellular component (GO): membrane
Molecular function (GO): zinc ion transmembrane transporter activity
Source: RefSeq, a predicted model, not a curated record